Messenger RNA from Triticum aestivum (bread wheat), 830 nucleotides. RefSeq lists its product as uncharacterized. Lineage: Eukaryota; Viridiplantae; Streptophyta; Magnoliopsida; Poales; Poaceae. The record is from RefSeq and is a predicted model, not a curated record. The coding region runs from base 98 to 661 and encodes 187 amino acids. The transcript has a single exon.
GAGCUCAAUGAAACCACGCACUCCUCUAGCUACAAACAGAUCUAGCUCCAGCUAGUUAGAUAACUUUGCAUCCACCCAGGAGAGGGAAAGUUCGAGAAUGUUCCGGUGCGGCGGCGGUGGCGGUGGCAGGGGCAAGACGGUGGCUGGGAGCACCAGCACGGGCGCUGAGCUUCCCGUCGAUGGAGCUGUGCGGGUGACAAAAGUGGACAGGAUCCAGGCUUACAACCUCGUCUCCAGGCCGUCGGUGCACCACGCCAUCGCGCCGGCGACGUCGGGGCCGGCGGAGAGCCUGGCCGUCAGUGUUGUCCGGGUAGGGGACGUCGUGGACGAAGCUGUGCGGGUGACCAAAGUGGACAGGAUCCAGGCUUACAAUCUCGUCUCCAGGCCAUCGGUGCACCACGCCAUCUCGCCGGCGGCGUCGGGGCCGGCGGAGAGCCUGGCCGUCAGUGUUGUCCGGGUAGGGGACGUCGUGGACGAAGCUGUGCGGGUGACGAAAGUGGACAGGAUCCAGGCUUACAAUCUCGUCUCCAGGCCGUCGGUGCACCACGCCAUCUCGCCGGCAGCGUCGGGGCCGGCGGAGAGCCUGCCCGUCAGGGUUGUCCGGUUCGGGGACGUCGUGGACGAAGAAUCCGACGGCCUCAUCUCGGUGACCAUCACAUAGAACUAACUACUCUCUACUAGUAAUAACUAGGCCUGUCGUGCCUUAAGCGUGUUUAACGUUUCGUCAGAGAAACAUAUGUACGCGCACCAGUGGGUUUAAGUGUAAUGGCAAUAGCACGUGGAAGGCUAUUAAUAAACUUGGAGAGAAAAAAAUGUUUUCCUCUAAAUGA